Messenger RNA from Betta splendens (Siamese fighting fish), 610 nucleotides. It is a transcript of the gene c4h1orf52, whose product is annotated as chromosome 4 C1orf52 homolog. Lineage: Eukaryota; Metazoa; Chordata; Actinopteri; Anabantiformes; Osphronemidae. The transcript has 2 exons. The record is from RefSeq and is a predicted model, not a curated record. Bases 164 to 610 code for a protein of 148 amino acids.
GACGUCAUCGCGCUUUACGACUGUUUUGGAGGCUGAUUCAAAAUGGAGUAGGUCGCACAGGAGCCACCUUAGCUAAGUCAGCUACUUUAGCUUUAAUCGCCCAUCUUCUUUCGUUUCACCCUACGUCAUUCGUUCAAAUUAGAACAUUAACAAACUAAACAAAAUGUCAGAAGAGAAGAAAUCGGGCUCUUUAGGUUUCUUUUCUAGUUAUGACGACCUGAGCGACAGCAGCGACUCGGACGAGGAGCGGCAAAGUCAGAGGAACCAAACGGGGGAGGGUGCCUCUGGAAACGGAGCCCAGUCCUCCGAACAGGGGACCAAACGCUCAGCUGGCGGAGCUCCUUUGCCCAAACCCGACGAGCUGUUCAGCUCCGUGUCCAAACCCGCGUUCCUCUACAACCCCCUCAAUAAACAGAUCGACUGGGACACUCUGGCUGUUAAAGCUCCCGAAGAGCCCGCCAGAGAGUUUAAGCCAUGGAAGACAAACGCUGUGCCCCCUCCAGAGAGCUACGCUGCGGAACCAGAGAAGAAGAAGGGGCCUCCUCCAGGCAUGGUAUGUGCUGUAAAUGAUCUAGACUGUGAAAUUAUCAAACAGCACAGACAGAAAUAG